CGCGCGGGCUCCCCAGAGGUGCCUGAGGUAUAAACGCCCGUCGGGCAGGCGGAGCCGCUGGGGCCAGUUGAGCGCUGCUGUCCCGCGUCCCACGUGUUGCUGUCCCAGGAAGAUGCCGCGGGGAUUCCUGGUGAAGCGGAGCAGGAGACCGGGGGGUUCCUACCGAGUGCGCCCCCCUGCAGGCGGGCCCCUUGUACCCAGCAGCCUGGGAGAAGAGCCCCGCGUCCCGGCGCAGUUGCCAGAGCCGCAGCACCAGCCGCUGCCUCAGCCAAACUCCCCAUUGGCGGCGGUCUGGGGAGCGGACUGCUCCGACGGUGCAGCCCCAGCAACCGGGGAAUCCCAGCGCUGCGUUCGCUCUCCUGUCUUGGCAGAGUCCUUCCCACUGGGGCCUACCCUCACGGUGGAGGAGAAGCUGCCGCUGCUCCCUCGCACGCCGCUACCCCUCCCGUUGCCUGUGCCACUCCCGCUGCCAGCCGCGCAGCUCUGUCCCGCAGCGGCGCUCAAGAGGCCGCCCCGUGCCAAAGCGCCGCCGACCAAGAAGCCGAAGGCCGUGCGCAAGCUGAGCUUCAACGACGAGGUGACCAAGUCGCCGGUGCUGGGGCUGCGGAUCAAGGCGGCGGCCGAAGCGGGCGCCGAGGGGCCCCGCGGGGCCCGCCCGACGCUGCUGGGCGAGUUCGUCUGCCAGCUGUGCAAGGAGCCCUACGCCGACCCGCUGGCUCUGGCCCAGCACCGCUGCUCGCGCAUCGUGCGCGUCGAGUACCGCUGCCCGGAGUGCCACAAGAUCUUCAGCUGCCCGGCCAACCUGGCCUCGCACCGCCGCUGGCACAAGCCGCGUCCGCCCGCUUCUGCCGGCCCCGCCCAGGACAAAGAGAACAGCAGCGGGGAGACCGGCCGCGAUCAGCACCACAGUACCGCGGACAGCUCCUGUUGCCGAGACCCGCCGCCUUCCCGCUCUGCCCAACUCCGCCCAGCCAGUGAAGUCGCGGCCGCCGCCGACGGCUCCAGCCUGGGGGGCGCCCCGCCAGGCGAGCUCUUCCUCUGCCCAUACUGCCACAAGACCUUCCGGCGCCAGGCGUACCUGCGCAAGCACCUGGGCACCCACCAGCCCCCGGGGCCCGCCGCCUACGCCGGCAGCCCCCAACCUCCCCACCCGCCUCAGCAGCAGCAGCAGCAGCAGCAGCAGCAGAUCACCUUCCCCUGCCACUUGUGUGGGGCGCACUUCCCCUCGGCGGACAUCAGGGACAAGCACCGGCUAUGGCACGCUGUGAGGGAUGAGCUGCUGUUGCCUCUGGGGCACCCCGAGGUCAGCGUGGCGCAAGGCGAGCAGCAGAUCUUCUCGUGCAAGCAUUGCCCCUCGACUUUCUUCAGCUCGCCUGGCCUCACCCGGCACAUCAACAAGUGCCAUCCCUCAGAGAACAGGCAGGUCCUCCUCCUGCAAAUGCCCGUCCGGCCAGGCUGCUAGGAUCGCCGGCCGAUGCUUGACCUGCUUCCCGCCGGACUGAACGAUGACAAGCCUAGAGCAGCAAUGGGUAUUUGCUUGCCAAGUGUCCUCCGGACUGACCCAUUCUCCCGUUCCUUGGAACUGAUUUAUGAGAUAGUAUUCCUCUAAGCCUUUCUUUCUCCCAGCACCCGCUGGGGGUGACCUGGACGAAACCCUAUGCGGACUGUAAUUCCUAUGGAAAGUCUCAGUGCAUGGCCAAACGAAAUCAUCAGACUUUUUACAUACGUCAUGCCAAGCGUUUUAACUUCGGAGCACGAAUUCUCCUUCCUGCCUUAUAAACGGGUUAGAGUGCGCUGUAUAUUCUGUGAAUCCAAACUGUUCCCAAACACUAAAAUCUUAACUUUUCAGCAAAGUAAAGGGAAAGCAGACUAACCAUAUAUUUUAGAAAGAGAGCACCUUUUCCUUCUUGACUGAAAAGAUGUGGCAUUGAGUUGAACAGAAAACAAACUAAACAGUUUCGGUAUGCGCAAAAUACUAUAGUCCGCCCUAAUGUGUGCUUUCUGGGGAGAGACGGUGAGCGACUUCUUUCAUUCGGAUCCUGUCAACAGGAUAGAAGUACAUUCCGACAGUGUAUUUAACGAAGGUUCAUUAAUUCUCCAAGGGAAGGAGAGCUAAUUUUCAAUUGCCUACCUAGCCUCUGAAGUUUUAAAGCAUUUAAUUUGCUGUAAAAUGUUAUAUUGGUUGUAGCUUGUAUUAAAACAUCGUCGGAUAUUCGUAGAAAGUCAAGGUCCCGUCCUAUAUAUAAUAUACAUACAUAAAAUACUUACCAAGUAGUCCUUCCGUCUGCUCUUAUCAUUACUGGCGAUUACAUUCUGGAUUGGUGAUAUUUUGUAGUUA
Hemicordylus capensis (graceful crag lizard) is the source of this 2338-nucleotide messenger RNA. RefSeq names its product INSM transcriptional repressor 2 (gene INSM2). Gene Ontology annotation, cellular component: transcription repressor complex; nucleus. The transcript has a single exon. Gene Ontology annotation, molecular function: DNA-binding transcription repressor activity, RNA polymerase II-specific; RNA polymerase II cis-regulatory region sequence-specific DNA binding. Gene Ontology annotation, biological process: regulation of cell cycle process; negative regulation of transcription by RNA polymerase II; neuron differentiation. Lineage: Eukaryota; Metazoa; Chordata; Lepidosauria; Squamata; Cordylidae. Bases 113 to 1462 code for a protein of 449 amino acids. The record is from RefSeq and is a predicted model, not a curated record.